AUGGCUGUGACACUCAAGCGCAAGCGCGGCGCUGUCUCGUACAGGGAACCGAGCAGCGAUGAAGAAAUCUCUGAGAGCUCUGGGCAAGAAGGCCAAGUCAGGCCGAAGCGUGCUACUCCAUCGCGGCGGUCGACUCGACGCUCAGAGCCCGCUGCGCAACAAAUGGGCCCAGUAGCCGACAGACGUCGAGCAACCGGAUCACGGGAGGGCCGUCGCCGAGAAGUGCCCAAGAUAUCUUACAAGGACGUCAGCACAGACGAGGAGGAGCAGGACGACCCCGACGACGACUUCGAGGCCGACGACGACGAGCCUCGACGGCGAACGAAGCCACCCACAACCUCCGCUCGUUCGCCAAAACCACACAAGCCCUCAAAGUCCAAGGGCAAAUCUCCACAGAAGCUGGUGUUAGGAGCGCCUCGGAGGGACAAUGUGACCACUCCAGUGGCAACGACCACCGCUCCCAUACCGACAGACGGUCACAUACCGGCGUGGGCAUCCUUGCCUUACCACGUACUCCUCCAAGUUUUUGUCUAUGCAUCGCAUCCACUUCGAGACGAGAAUAUGAAGCCCAUGGCCUCCAUCCCAUGGCUUGUGCAGAUGGCGCGGACGUGUUCGGCAUUCACUAAGCCAGCAUUAACCGCGCUAUAUCGCAACCCUCCCGUCUUUGCCAUGAAGCAGACGCGCAGGGAUCUAGUACAUCAUCUUAUUUCUCUGCCUGCAGAUGCACAUGAAGACUACCGUGUCAUGGUCAAGCGGUUAGAGUUGGAUGCGACUCAGCUGUCUGCGCUCACCGACCAUGCACACAGCGUUGGGGAUUUGGCCGCGCUGGUGAGCUCGCUAACCACUCUUCGCGAGAUCGACAUUUUCGAUCCCAUCGAUAGGCCGCCCUUCCGCGACCGCCUUCGACGACUUCGUCGAUGGGUGUAUCCUCCUGAGCUGUUCGAAGCCCUGCGUCAAAGCGCGUUACGUCUUCGAAGCUGGCGAUGGAACAGUACCUUCUGUGACCAUGGCCCUCUGUGGAUGAAGACCGUACACAGCGAUGCAUCUUUCCAGACCUUACGUGAGGUGACACUUACCAAGUUCCAUCCUGCCGAAGUAAGAGAUGAUCAGGAGGAUGCCCAGGGCCAGCCGACCAUAGAGGAGUUGGUUGCGUCAGCUCUGGUCGCUCUGCCGCACCUCCAGACUCUAGCUUUUGAGUCCUGUGGUAUAGUCAGUGGGCGUCUUCUGCCACUCUUGCCAGCCAACCUAGUGAGUCUCAGCAUUACGAACUGCGGGGAGCUGCUCUCCGAUGCUCUGCAAGCUUUCUUGACGACCCAUGGCUCUCAGCUGGAGGAUCUCACCCUGAACCACAACCAGUCUUUGGACCUCUCUUUCUUGGUGGAUUUAAAAACCUCUUGUCCAAAGUUGGAAGUUUUGCGCAUGGACACAACCUACUACAGUUCCCUAUCCAUGUCAUCCGACAAUGAACCUUUAUACGAAACCCUUUUAGGCGAAACAGAGAGGCCGACUUGGCCAACCACGUUGAGAAUUCUUGACAUGGAGUAUCUGCGGAAUUGGAACUCAACAGCAGCUACCAACUUCUUCAGCUCACUGAUUGACGCGGCCGAUGAGUUGCCUUGGCUCCGCGAGAUCACAAUCAUAGCCAUGGUAGACACAGAUUGGCGGCAGCGAGCAGAGUUCAGGAUAAAGUGGACUGAGCAAUUCAGGAAGGUGUUUGCACGAGCCUACAUAUCUCCCAAUCCCCACCUUGUCUCCUUGAAGGCUUACCGGGAGCGGACGGCCAACGUACAUGUGCCAGAGACGGAGAAGGAGAUGGAGAAGAAUGACUCGCUCGUCGAAGGCGUUCCAGUGGGUCUUGAUGGAGCGAAGCAUGACGAGAGCGAUAGUGAUGUGCCGCUUUUACAGUCUCGGAAACAGAAGCAGGAUGAGCAGUGGGGAUCGAAACGUCUGCGUUCACGCUCGAAAGCAGCUACAAGCUACGACGAGUCAUCCAACGAGGAGUCGUCUGAAGACGAGGCGACUGCUGAAGAUGAAGUGCUCUUUGUGCAGGGCCGAUGUCAUACUGUUCUUUUCCGCAUCGACAACUUCCGUCCCCGCGAGGAGAUUUAUGGCGAAGCUGAUUUCCUCGAUGCGGAGCCUAGUGGCGAUGAAGAAUGGAAUGGCAAUGACGACCAGGACGAUGAGGGAGGUUAUGCUUGGUAA
Molecule: messenger RNA, 2202 nt
Organism: Parastagonospora nodorum SN15
Lineage: Eukaryota; Fungi; Ascomycota; Dothideomycetes; Pleosporales; Phaeosphaeriaceae
Exons: 1
Coding region: 1-2202 (733 amino acids)
Source: RefSeq, a predicted model, not a curated record